AUGUCGGGAAAACACUUAACUUCAGGUAUGUCCAUUUCAGCAACAGUUGCCGGCGAAGGUUCAGACUUUCCACCAUUGGAGAAGGAUACACUUCGUCUUUAUGGUACGAGGUUCUGUCCGUGUACUCAAAGAGUUCUCUUAACACUGGAACUGAAGGAAAUAGAAUAUGAGGUUGUAUAUAUGAAUACGAGAAAUAAACCAUCAUGGUAUAUUGAAAAGAGUCCGACUGGUCUUGUACCGGUAUUAGAAAUAAACGAUCAGAUCGUAUGUGAAUCCAUUAUAUGCUGUGAAUACUUGGACGAGGUUUACUCUGACAGUCAGUUAGCUGCCGAGACACCGUACCAGAGGGCACGAGAUAAAAUGCUUAUAAACUUUUUCCUGAGCGAGAUGGUACCUGUAAUUCACAAACAUAGCCAUCCAGCCGAUGGACUGGACGAAAAGCAAAAAGAAAUGUUUUUCGAUAAUAUGGAGAAAGUGUUAACGAAGAGAAAAUCACCAUACUUCAGAGGGGAUACACCUGGCCUGCUUGAUAUCGUGUUGUGGCCGUCAUUCGAACGUAUAGAAGGUAUGGAUGUUUUGGAUGGUGACAGUCACGGUCUUCCUGCUGACCGUUUCCCGUUGCUGACGUCUUGGAUGGACGCUAUGGUGGAUGUUCCAGCAGUUCAGAAAUUUUUUCUCUCUGCCGAACAGCAUAGAGAGUUUUAUAAGAACUACCUUCGUACAAAACCUUUGUUUGACGAGCUGUUAAGUUGA
Saccoglossus kowalevskii is the source of this 753-nucleotide messenger RNA. Its product is annotated as glutathione S-transferase omega-1-like. Lineage: Eukaryota; Metazoa; Hemichordata; Enteropneusta; Harrimaniidae. The record is from RefSeq and is a predicted model, not a curated record.